AUGAAGUUGUCGCUCAAUAUUAUGGCUGUCAUGGCCAGUUUGACCAUGAUUUGCACAGCACAGUCCUCGUUAACCCCCAGGGGUUCAUCCGCCGCUCUUUUAGAGGCCGCAGAAGCAUCAUAUCCGACUUGCUCGCUAAAAUGUAUGGCAAAAGCUAUUCCUACGUCUGGAUGUGAUGCGACAGAUGUGGUGUGUCUUUGCACAAACGCUGAAUUACAAGAGAGCAUCACACUCUGCGCGAUGCAAAGCUGUACUGUUUUUGAACUUUUAACUACCAAAAAUGUUACCGAGACCAUGUGUAGCGCACCGGUACGAGACAGGAGGAAAGACGGCGAGUAUAUUGGUGUUAUUGGAGGUUGUGUUGCCUUGCUAGCUUUGGCGACUCCUCCAACUGUUUUCUCUGUCAUCUUGGCCAACAAUGGUCUCGGAAAAGAUAUGUGGACAUUGACAGCUGAUGAAAUCACAACUGUUUUAUUUUACUAUGUUCUCGGCGAAUGUUUCUAUCUUGCCGCAAUGGCCAUGACUAAAGUUACAUUCUGCCUUCUUUUUCUUCGAGUAUUUCGCGAGAAGCCCUUCAUCUAUUAUGUUUGGGGCACACUCGGACUUUCUGUUGCAUAUGGUGUUAGCUUUGUGGCAGCAACAAUCUUCCAAUGCUGGCCGGUUAGCUAUGGAUGGCAUCAAUGGGAUGGCUUGCACACUGGAACUUGUAACAACAUCCAUCUCCAAGGAUGGCUGAGUUCUAUUAUCAACAUCGUUUUGGAUAUUAUAGUCAUUGGCCUGCCACUGAACAAACUUUCUCAACUGGUCAUGUCUCCAACCAAAAAAAUAACUAUUAUGUUUAUGUUCUCUCUAGGAAUUUUCGUUACUGCAGUAAGCAUCAUACGUCUUCAAUCGCUCAUUCAAUUUGCCAACACAACAAAUAUAACCUGGGACUACAGUCCAGCGGCAUAUUGGAGUACUCUCGAAAUGCACGUUGGCAUAUUCUGCGGGUGCUUGCCAGCAUUACGACCUCUACUGAAUAUGAUAAUGCCAAAAUUACAGACAACUGCAGCAGUGAGCACUCAAAGAACUGCGGGGACAACUGGCAAGAGAUCAUUCAUGAGCUCUAAAGCUUCAGCGCCGAAGAGGACCGAGAAGGGUGACUUCAUUCCACUUGAUGAUGUCGAUGCUUCGAGCACAAAGUUCUUGACCAGUUCUCAUUGCAACGCUGUCUAA
This is a messenger RNA of Botrytis sinoallii, 1215 nucleotides long. RefSeq lists its product as uncharacterized. The record is from RefSeq and is a predicted model, not a curated record. NCBI's taxonomy places the organism in Eukaryota, Fungi, Ascomycota, Leotiomycetes, Helotiales, Sclerotiniaceae. The coding region runs from base 1 to 1215 and encodes 404 amino acids. The transcript is spliced from 9 exons.